Malus domestica (apple) is the source of this 1395-nucleotide messenger RNA. The record is from RefSeq and is a predicted model, not a curated record. NCBI's taxonomy places the organism in Eukaryota, Viridiplantae, Streptophyta, Magnoliopsida, Rosales, Rosaceae.
UACCUCAAAAGCACAACAUUCUCCAAGCCAUCAGCUAUAUAGCUUAAAACCUCGAGCUCGAGAGAUCCAAAACCUUUCUCUUCAAAACAAAUACCAAAGCUUUAACCCUUCUCCCACUACAAGUCUACAAAAGAUGUCGAGCGCCAAUCCCCACAGAGACCUCGUGGAGUUCCCACUCGCUGGCGACGACGAUGACAUCCGAUCUCAGACCUAUCGUCGUCGGCUUGCCAUCAUGCACAUAGAUCUUGUCAUUAGGAAAGCUCAAGGUGCGUUCUCGGCAGCCAAUGAACCCAGGAGGGCCUAUGUGACCAUGUUGGCUGGAGACUAUGACGAGGCUUUGUUCGGUGUGGUUGGGUUGGCCAAGGGCUUGAAAAAAAGGAUGAGCAAGUACCCCCUGGUUGUGGUUGUCUUGCCGGAUGUGUCUGAAGAGUAUCGCAAGCUUCUGGCCUCCCAUGGCUGCACAGUGAAAGAGAUUGAGCCGGUGUUCAGGGCCUCAUAUGUCACAAAUUACUUUAAGCUUCGCAUUUGGGCGCUUGAGGAGUAUGACAAAAUGAUCUUCUUGGACGGAAACGUCCUAGUCUUUGAGAACAUUGACCACAUGUUCGACUACCCUGACUCCUACUUCUAUGCGGCACUGGACUGCUUCUGUGAGAACUCUUGGAGCCACAGUCCACAUCACAAGAUUGGGCACUGCCAGCAGUGGCCCAACAAGGUCCAGUGGGACCCCACAUUGGGCCCCAAACCUCCUCUUUACUUCAAUGCUAGCGUGUUUGUGUUUGAGCCCAGCUUGGUGACCUACAGUGACCUCAUCAAAACCCUCCAGACUUCUCGUACCACCGCUUUUGCAGAGCAGGAUCUUCUGAACGUGUUUUUCAAGGACAAGUUGGUGGCCUUGGCUCCACAUUACAACCUUAUGCUGCCCAUGCUCUGGCGUCACCCAGUGGCCGUUGAGCUUGACAGGGUCAAAGUUGUUAACUAUUGUGCUAAUGGGUCUAAGCCAUGGAGUUACACUGGGAAGGAAGAGAACAUGGAGAGGGAAGAUGUUAAGAUGCUGGUGAACAAAUGGUGGGAGAUAUACAGUGAUGACUCUUUGGACUGCAAGAAGACUGUGACUUCAGCUGAGGCCGAAAAGAGCACAGACCAAGUUAACGUGGAGCCACCCGAAGCGGCAUUUUCCGAGACUGGCGCUGUCGAAUUCAUCUCCGCCCCAUCUGCUGCUUGAUUAUUAGGGCCUCAUGGAGGCACUGUUGUAAAAUAUAUGUUUGAAGUGUGUGGACGUUCUGGUUUUCCGUUUGAUUUCAAUAAUUAAGAUUGCUUUUGUUUCAUCAAACCAGUGGACAGCGUUUUGUUGGCAUCUUGUAUUUAUCAUAUAUCAAUGGCAAUUAUUUCAUCUUG